Nycticebus coucang (slow loris) is the source of this 2194-nucleotide messenger RNA. RefSeq names its product peroxisomal succinyl-coenzyme A thioesterase-like. The record is from RefSeq and is a predicted model, not a curated record. Gene Ontology annotation, cellular component: peroxisome. The transcript has 3 exons. The coding region runs from base 711 to 1976 and encodes 421 amino acids. NCBI's taxonomy places the organism in Eukaryota, Metazoa, Chordata, Mammalia, Primates, Lorisidae. Gene Ontology annotation, biological process: acyl-CoA metabolic process; fatty acid metabolic process. Gene Ontology annotation, molecular function: fatty acyl-CoA hydrolase activity.
ACUAGGUCGCCCUUGGUAGAGUGCUGUGGAGUCACAGCUCACAGCAACCUCAAACUCCUGGGCUUAAGUCAUUCUCUUGCCUCAGCCUCUCAGUAGCUGGAACUACAGGCACUCCUCCACAACUCCUGGUAUCCUGGUAUAUAUAUAUAUAUGGUAUAUAUGGUAUACAUAUACAUAUAUUGGUUUUGCUUUUGGUUUUGGCUGUAGGUGUCCUUGUUUGGCAGACCCGAGCUGGGUUCGAACCCACCACCUCUGGUGUAUGUGGCUGGCGCCCUAGCUGUUGGGCGACAGGCGCCGAGCCAGUAAGUUCUAUCUCAUAAAAAUCUUUAAAAAGAAACGUCAUGGAUCACAUGAAGGGACUCGAUCUCAUUUACCUCAGGUUUCACCACGAAUCGAACACGCAAUAACUUUCAGUCCAGCAAGUGGGGCAGAGAAGCGUCCUCAGGGCGGUUUAGGGCCACACCCACAACCUCUGGGCGCCCUCGCGCGCUCCGCCUCGGAGCCCGCAGUGGAGCCCGCUACCUUUAGCCUCAGAGGAGUCCCGGGUGUCGGGUCCACGGAUCUCAAGCGACCAGACGCCUCCCGGGCUGCUCAGCGCCUACCGCUCCUGACGCCAGGGGACGCCAGAUCCCAUCGGGACUCUCGACCUGACUCCGUGACUUCGGACGCACCCGUGACUUAGGUCUCCGGUUUCUCCGCUCAGAUCCGAGAUGACAGCAACGCUGAGCCUGGAGCCCGCGGGCCGCUGCUGCUGGGACCAGCCGGUGCGCAUCGCCGUGCACGGCCUGGCCCCCAAGCAGCGGGUCACGCUGCGCGCGUCCCUGCGCGACGAGAAGGGCGCGCUCUUCCAGGCCCACGCGCGCUACCGCGCCGAUGCCCGCGGCGAGCUGGACCUGGAGCGCGCGUCCGCCCUGGGCGGCAGCUUCGCGGGGCUCGAGCCCAUGGGGCUGCUCUGGGCGCUGGAGCCCGAAAAGCCUUUCUGGCGCUUUCUAAAGCGCGACGUGCAGACGCCCUUCGCCGUGGAGCUGGAGGUGCUGGACGGCCACGGGCCCGAGGCCGGACGGCUGCUGGGCCGGGCGGUGCACGAGCGCGGCUUCCUUCGGCCCGGCGUGCGGAGGGAGCCUGUGCGCGCGGGGCAGGUGCGCGCCACGCUCUUCCUGCCGCCAGGACCUGGACCCUUCCCAGGGAUCAUUGACAUCUUUGGUCUUGGAGGGGGCCUGUUGGAAUAUCGAGCCAGCCUUCUGGCUGGCCAUGGUUUUGCCACAUUGGCUCUAGCUUAUUAUGACUUUGAAGAUCUCCCAAAGCAAAUGGAUGGCGUACACCUGGAAUACUUUGAAGAAGCCUUGUGCUACAUGCUUCAGCACCCCCAGAUAAAGGGCCCAGGUAUUGGGCUUUUGGGCCUUUCUCUGGGGGCUGAUAUUUGUCUCUCAAUGGCCUCAUUCUUGAAGAAUGUCUCAGCCACGGUUUCCAUCAAUGGAUCUGUAUCCGGUGGAAGGACAGGCAUACACUAUAAGCAGACCAGCAUCCCACCAUUGGACUAUGACCUGAGGAGAACCAAAGUAACUUUUUCAGGACUCCUGGACAUUGUGGAUGUAGGGAAUGCUAUGGUUGGGGGGUGUGAGAACCCCAGCAUGAUUCCAAUAGAGAAAGCCCAGGGGCCCAUCCUCUUCAUUGUUGGUCAGGACGACCACAACUGGAGGAGUGAGUUAUAUGCCCAGGUAGCUUCUGAACGGUUACAGGCCCAUGGAAAGGAAAAACCCGAAAUCAUGUGUUACCCUGGGACUGGGCAUUACAUCGAGCCUCCUUACUUCCCCAUGUGCCCAGCUUCCUUUCAUAUGUUGUUGAACAAACCUGUGGUCUGGGGUGGGGAGCCCAGGCCUCAUUCUAGGGCCCAGGUAGAUGCUUGGAAUCAAAUUCUAUCUUUCUUCUACAGACAUCUGGAAGGUACCCAGAAGAGUGCUUUCUCCAAAUUGUAAUGCAUUGUUGUUAACCUGAGAGAGUCAAGGUCAGUUUCUAAUCUUGAGUAACCCUGUGUGAAUCAGACGGGUCAUGGAUAACAUUCAAUUCACAUCUUUGCCAUUUAUGGUGUAUUUUAGGUAACUUGAUUGAAUAAGUUUUGCUGUUUUAUUAAUGUAAAACAUACUUGAAGUUUCAGCUGUAUAUAACACAGAAAUAUUAAAAGCAUCUCUACUAU